AUGUCGCCACAUUCUGCAUCAUCCGCAUUAAACAUCCACUGGAAUAUCCCAGCAACUAUAUCGGACAAGUCACAGUGGUAUUAUCAAGGACAAGAACCGUCAUCGAAUUGGUUCGCGCAGCCUACCCACAAUGCAGCUAUAUCUUCAGCUGGGUUGGGAAGCAGCUCUCUGGCAAGCCAUGGUUGCCCUACGUCUUGCCCACCAUUACCCACACCGACCUGGGGAACAUGUACCACUAUGCAAGAUGAAGGUAGUUGCUGCCCUUCCAUAGCUUGUGUUGGUGAACCAAUAUCUUUCGUACCUCCUGAGCUUGAGAGCAAUAACGAUGCCAACAAUACAGUAUGUGCCGAUUUUAUCAUCCCUUGCCCGGACGAAUGCCCUGAGACAUGUAGUUAUCCGCAAGAUGUCCUGUGUCCAUUCCAACAUCAGCCUGUUUGCCCACCUAAGGAGGUAGCGGCUGUUGCAAAUGACAGUGAAAGUAGAGAGAUUUUGGAGCCAGUCCUGACUUCUACGCCUUCAGCACAUAUCGAGACAACAACCGUCACUGAAUAUGUCCAAACAUCUUCUACUACCGUUUGUCCCAUGAUAAUGUACAUGUGGUAA
Molecule: messenger RNA, 603 nt
Organism: Lichtheimia ornata
Lineage: Eukaryota; Fungi; Mucoromycota; Mucoromycetes; Mucorales; Lichtheimiaceae
Exons: 2
Coding region: 1-603 (200 amino acids)
Source: RefSeq, a predicted model, not a curated record